CAUAAGCAUGCAGUCAGAGCGGAGCUGUUUAAAAGCGCUCGCGACACACCGGCAAAUCCUCGGUACUCCAGCAGCGGCAGGAAGUCUACACUUUCAUUUCAGCGCGUUCACCGCCAGCCUGGUGAUUAUAUCGCGGUAGAUUAUUAAGGACAGCUGGAAGAAACUUGUUUCUGUGCGGAGCUGUCCAAGGUGCGGGAACACUGAGGAUGGGAUUUAGGAUGAGACACCUGCGGCUGUGCACAUCUCUCAAAGGAUGAAGAGGAAGCAGGUAACUCAGGGUGUCUGACCUGCAGCCAGCAUGAGAAGUAAAUGGAAGCGACUUAGGAGUCGUCCUUGAACGCCUCUAUAGCUCUAGCAUUCCCCCAAGGACACUUGUUUACUAAAUUGCUCGAGCUUACAAUAUUUUCUAGAAUAGCCUACUUUUAAAUGCUUUACGUGCGGGUGCAAACAAUGAGUUUGCUCCGUCGCGCAGGUCAGUCUGGUUAAUGAUUUACAACCUCCAAUCCCCGCGUGCUUUGCUAAUUUGGGCUCGCGGUACGGUCGUGGAAAAUACUGCCUCGCGCUGAAAUGCCAGCAGGUGCUUAGUGCUGUUGCGCUCGCGCCGCGGAGUCUCCGGGCCGUCCUGAGCGCGCGGACCAAAUGACGCCGACUCCGCGCUUUGGCCUGCUGGCGGCGGCGUGCACCUGCGCGUGGCUGCUGGUGCACGGCUGUGGGCCCGGUCCGGGAUACGGCGUUCGCUCAAGGCCGCGCAGGCUCACACCGCUGGUCUACAAGCAGCACGUGCCCAACGUCUCCGAAAACAACCUGGGCGCGAGCGGCCGGGCCGAAGGAAAGAUAACGCGCCACUCGGAGCGCUUCAACGAGCUAGUGUGCAACUACAACCCUGACAUUGACUUCAAAGACGAGGAGCGCACUAAAGCGGACCGGUUCAUGACCAAGCGCUGUAAGGAUUGCCUAAAUAAACUGGCCAUUGCAGUUAUGAACCAAUGGCCAGGUGUUCGACUACGUGUGACCGAGGCCUGGGACGAGGACGAUAAUCAUCCAUCUGGCUCUCUGCAUUAUGAGGGCCGUGCCGUGGACAUAACCACCUCAGACAGGGACAUAAAAAAGUAUGGCAUCCUUGCUCAGUUGGCCGUCGAGGCUGGGUUUGACUGGGUGUACUAUGAGUCCAAGUAUCACGUGCACUGUUCAGUCAAAGCUGAUCACUCUGUUGCGGUGGAGAAAGGAGGCUGUUUCUCAGCUUCAGCACUCGUGACUGUGGCUGAAGGAGUGCAAAAGCCUAUGUCUCAACUGCAGCCUGGAGACUCAGUGCUUGCUUUGUCUGAAUCUGGUGGCAUAAUCUUCAGCCCUGUCCUCCUGUUCCUACAUUUGGACGCGGAGCACAGGUCCACUUUCUUGAUUCUCAGCACAGAAAAUGGGCACAGACUCACAAUUACACCCAAUCACCUCAUCUUCAUGGCUCCCAGCCUCAAGUUAUACUACUAUGAGUACUAUGCUAGCUUUGCUAGUCAAGUGACAAGGGGAGCCUAUGUACUAAUUUGGGGAAUAGAGGGUCGUGUGCAUCCUUCCAAAAUAAUUUCUGUCUCACAGGAAGAAAGAAUUGGGGUUUAUGCUCCAUUGACAGAACAUGGCAACCUGUUUGUGGAUGGUGUUCUGGCAUCCAGUUAUGCAUCUAUAGAGGAUCAGAGGCUGGCACACUGGGCAUUUGGGCCACUUCGCUUCCUGAUUGGACUGUCACAAGUAUUCAUGGCGGUGAAUCCACUAACAGUGAUGAUGCAAGGUGCUGCUGAGGUUCACACAAUCAGUCUGCCUCACCAAAUUCUUUCCAGAGGACAUUUGAAUGUGAUACAUAACAGUUCAGGUGUAGUUCACAGUGCAAUGAACAAAAUGAACAGCACAUGUUUAAAAGAACAUCAUUCUAAGCUAUAUUUUGAUUGUCUGGAGGGCACACAAGCAGGGGUUCACUGGUAUGCAAGGCUGCUAUGUACGAUUGCUCAGACUUUCUGGAUUUUGUGAUUGAAGAUCCAGGACAGGAGAUACCAAUGACAUCUUUCUGUUAGGGUCAGAAUUUUCUAACCAAAUAAAGCCUACUUAUCCCCCCAAAAAACCCAACCCCAAACAAAUACAAAUUAUAAUGAAUUGAUAUGUAAUAUAGUAUUAUUAAUUCCCUUCACUGUACAAUUGGAUAAUUUGUUGUAGUCAUUCAUAGAUUUGAAGUACACUGUAUACCAUAAUGGUUGUUAUUUGACUGUGGCACAUGUUAAUGUCAGAUUCAGAGCAAACAUUUUUAUACAGAAGAUGGAAUAUUUCUUGGGAAAAAAUGCUAUUUUUAUAUGUUUGGAUUUAUAAUAUAUAAACAUUUUCAAAUUAUAGUAAUUAA
Ictalurus punctatus (channel catfish) is the source of this 2380-nucleotide messenger RNA. RefSeq names its product desert hedgehog signaling molecule (gene dhh). The coding region runs from base 640 to 2016 and encodes 458 amino acids. The record is from RefSeq and is a predicted model, not a curated record. Gene Ontology annotation, molecular function: patched binding; calcium ion binding. Gene Ontology annotation, biological process: cell fate specification; regulation of gene expression; smoothened signaling pathway. Lineage: Eukaryota; Metazoa; Chordata; Actinopteri; Siluriformes; Ictaluridae. The transcript has 3 exons.